Brassica rapa (field mustard) is the source of this 2450-nucleotide messenger RNA. RefSeq names its product polygalacturonase. Gene Ontology annotation, molecular function: polygalacturonase activity. Lineage: Eukaryota; Viridiplantae; Streptophyta; Magnoliopsida; Brassicales; Brassicaceae. The record is from RefSeq and is a predicted model, not a curated record. Gene Ontology annotation, biological process: carbohydrate metabolic process.
UCUUAAUAGAAUAAUCACAUUGUGCAGACAAUAUUAAGUGCGGGAACUUUAGAUAAUUGGGCGUACUUAGACAAACACUAAGCAUAAACCAUUUCACGAAAAAUACCAUUUUCCCAAAAGGUCUAAAAUGAAUUUGUGAUAUAUUGAUUGUAUCCACACUACGUGAUCUGCGCUAAUACAACUUUUUGAAAGUUAGAUUUGAUAAAGUAAACAAAAGUAGAUUAAUUUUGCGGCAUUGAUCACGUUGGAGGUGUAGCCAAAAGUGCAUAGACUUUGCGUGUUCUUUUCAUAAAUUAACUAACUCCCCGCAAUUCCACGUACAUUGUUUCAUGUAUCUCUCCAAUGAAAAUAUAUUGACCAUUGCAGUUUCACUUUUCAACAUUUUAUUCUACUUCUCCUGCUUUUGCAUUCACAUCCUAUUUUGGUGUAAAGAAAAUUGAGGCAUACGUUUUGUCCUUUACGUAGUUCUUUGACAAAAACGGCAUACAUAGUUUUUUUCAGAAUAAAUAAAAAGAUGGAGUUUUUUUAAUCUAAUCUCUUACAAUUGCAAACAAAUGAACUAAGAAGAUUAAUUUAUAUAAAAGUUUAUCAUGUUAACAACAAUUUUUAUUUUUAUAAAUUCAGGACUAAACUCGAAUCAGUCCUUGAAAUCUGUAAAAUCCGAAGCUAAAAUUAAAUGUUUUGGCAAAGGGCUAUUCAAUUAUGAUAUUUGUUUUUUUUGUCAGUUUUAGCUCAGCAUUGCUCUAAUUUUUCUCACACCUAUAGCAAAACUUUCUUAAAAAUAUUUUAUGAGCUUAGUAUUCAACUUACAUGUGAUGCGUUUUAAAUGAAUAAUAACAAUCAUGCAAAACAAAUUCCACCUAAUUUUUUAUACAUGCCAAAACCAAUAUAGAAAAAAACAAAACACUCUUCAUAUACAAGACAAGCACUAUAAAUACAUUCCAUAACCGUUAAAGCUUCCAACACCACCACCACCACCACUACAGCACUACUCCACUCUCUCUCCCUCUUUAAUUAUCUCUGAACAAGUGUAAGUCAGCGACAUACAAUGGCUUCACUUCUUUUCCUCUUCGUCUUCUUCUUCUCCAUCUCCUCUUGCUUUGCUCAUUCCUACAACGUCUUGUCCUUUGGAGCAAAACCGGACGGAAAAACAGACGCAACCAACGAGUUUAUGGCGGUUUGGGAAACGGCUUGUGCCUCGUCUCGUCCCGUGACCAUUGUGGUUCCUAAAGGCCGGUUCUUGUUAAGGAGCCUUAAUUUCGACGGUUCCAAGUGCAAGCCCAAGCCCAUCACGUUCCGUAUCGACGGUACAUUGGUGGCUCCGGCUGAUUAUAGAGUUAUCGGUAAUGAAGAUUACUGGAUUCUUUUCCAGCAUCUUGACGGAGUCACCGUCUACGGCUACGGCGGAGUUCUUGACGCUCAAGGAACUUCUCUAUGGGGUUGUAAAACAUCCGGCAAGAAUUGUCCUAGAGGAGCCACGACCAUAGGGUUUCAGAGCUCAAGAAACAUUGUGGUCUACGGGCUGACGUCACUCAACAGCCAGAUGUUCCACGUCGUCAUCAACGGUUGUCACAACGUAAAGCUUCAAGGAGUCAAAGUAUUAGCCGCAGGAAACAGCCCCAACACAGACGGUAUCCACGUUCAGUCUUCCUCCACCGUCUCUAUCUUCAGUACCAAAAUUUCCACCGGCGACGAUUGUGUCUCCAUCGGUCCCGGAACCAACGGUCUAUGGAUCGAAAAUGUAGCAUGUGGUCCCGGUCACGGCAUAAGCAUUGGGAGCCUGGGAAAAGAUGCAGUGGAGUCAGGUGUACAGAACGUGACUGUCAAAACGGUGACGUUUACGGGGACGCAAAACGGAGCGAGGAUCAAAUCAUGGGCCAGGCCCAGUAGUGGAUUCGCUAGGAACAUCCGCUUCCAACAUUGUGUAAUGAACAACGUAGACAACCCCAUAAUUAUUGACCAAAACUACUGUCCUCGUAGCGAAAAUUGCCCUCGCCAGGUUUCGGGUAUCAAAAUCAGCGAUGUGUUGUUCGUUGAUAUACAUGGAACAUCGGCAACUGAAGUUGGAGUGAGACUUAAUUGUAGUCCUAAGAAACCGUGUACCGGAAUUCGACUUAAGGAUGUGAAAUUAAAGUACCGUAAUAAACCGGCUGCGUCGGCUUGUGUUCAUGCCGGAGGGAUAGAAGCUGGAUUGUUUCAGCCAAACUGCCUAUGACAAAAAUGAAUAUAUGUCUCUCUUUUUUAAUUAUUCUUACAUAAAAUUAAAAAGUAUUGUAAAUUGAGAUGCAUGAGCCUGUGGCUGUUGACGGUCCACUAGGCCGAGAGCCUGGCCUUGCUUUGUAGGGAUAUGGUUCAUAGCAAGCAUUGAUGAUUUCAUAUGUGUUGCGUAAGUUAUGUUAUUUGUUAGAUUUAAUAUUAUUUUUACUUACCUAUUUGGGAUUUUUUUUUAA